Messenger RNA from Canis lupus familiaris (dog), 3064 nucleotides. RefSeq names its product pleckstrin homology and RhoGEF domain containing G6 (gene PLEKHG6). Lineage: Eukaryota; Metazoa; Chordata; Mammalia; Carnivora; Canidae. The record is from RefSeq and is a predicted model, not a curated record. Gene Ontology annotation, molecular function: GTPase activator activity; guanyl-nucleotide exchange factor activity.
GCAGAGGGAGGCAGCCAGCCCUCGGAGGGAGAAUUAUCGGGAGGGGGUCAGGGAGACCAUGAACGUUUUCCUCUUUGGUUCCUAAAUCAGAGAAACGUAAGGAAAGGGCUGAGCAGGGUCCUCAGGCCCCUCCAAAGGGGGACAAGCACCUGCUCAGGAGGCCUCUGCUCUCCAAGCCCUGCCCACUCAAAGGGCGGGUCCUCUACCCAGGUUUAGGGCGAAGGGAUGGAGCCCCCCACCUGGCUCCCAGCUCCGUGGAGUGUUCCCAAAGCCUGGGGAAGACCAAACAUAGCCUGCUGUCACUUGGCUCGUCGCUAAGCCCCGCGGCCUCAUAGCUGUCCUCCCUCUCCUCCCUGUCUGUGGCCAGGAGGGUCCAGCCUCAGGGGAUCCUUCUCUCCUGGACAUUGAAGCUAUGACCCUUCAGAGGUGACCUGGGAGAGAAGAGAUGCAGACCUUUGCUCCUCCAGAUGAGAGUCCCUUUCGAGGACUUGUGGCCUCCCGCAUUGAGACCUAUGGGGGCCGGCAUCAGGCCUCCAACCAGAGUUUUCCUGGCGGUCCCUAUUUCCGAGGAGGUCCUGGGCUGGAUCCCAGUGGUCGACGCCUCCAGGGCUACGUCCCCUUUGCCAAGGGUUCUGGCCACGUCCGAAGCGUGUCUCCCCUGAAGUUGCGAGAACCAGAGCCCGAGAAGAAGCAUGGAGGCCAUUUUGGGGCUGGCCCACCACACUCCCCCAAAGUCAAGGAAGUCACCAAUGCCCACCAGCUGGAGAUGAGGCUGCAUACAUUCAGCAUGUUUGGGAUGCCCCGCCUGCCCCCUGAGGACCGGCGAUACUGGGAGAUAGGAGAGGGCAGCGACAAUGGCCUGGUCAUUGAGAAGUCCUGGAAGGAGCUGGUUCCUGGGCACAAGGAGAUGAGCCGGGAGCUUUGCCACCAACAGGAAGCCAUUUGGGAACUGCUGACCACCGAGCUGACCUACGUGCGGAAGCUCAAGAUCAUGACCGAUCUCCUUGUCUCCGGCCUGCUGAACUUGCAGCGAGUGGAACUGCUAACCGAGGUGUCAGCUGAGACCUUGUUUGGAAAUAUCCCCAGCCUGAUUCGAGUCCACAAGAGCUUUUGGGAGGAGGUGCUGGGGCCCACCCUGGAGGAAACUCGAACCUCAGGCCGGCCUCUGGACCCUGUCAGCCUGCAAAAUGGCUUCUUGACGUUCAGCCAGCGGUUCCAGCCCUAUGUCCAAUACUGCCUACAAGUGAAGCGGACCAUGGCAUACGCCCGGAAGCAGCAAGACAAUAAUCCUCUCUUCCAUGCCUUUGUGCAGUGGUGUGAGAAGCACAAGCGCUCCGGAAGGCAGAUGCUGGGUGACCUGCUCAUCAAGCCCCACCAGCGCAUCACCAAGUACCCCCUGCUGCUCCAGGCUGUGCUUAAGAGGAGUCCUGAGGCACAUGCCCGAGAGGCCCUGAACACCAUGAUUGCUGCUGUGGAGUCAUUCCUGCGACACAUCAAUCAACAGGUUCGCCAGGGCGAAGAGCAGGAGAGCCUGGUGGCCGCAGCCCAGCGCAUCGGACCCUAUGAAGUGCUGGAGCCGUCCAGUGAGGAGGUGGAGAAGAACCUGCGUCCAUUCUGCACCCUGGACCUGAUGUCCCCCAUGCUAGGAGUUGCUUCUGAGCACAUCAGGCAGCUGCUGCUGGAGGGACCCGUGCGAGUGAAGGAGGGGCGAGAAGGGAAGCUGGACGUGUACCUCUUCCUCUUCUCUGAUGUGCUCCUGGUGACCAAACCCCAGCGCAAGGCAGACAGAGCCAAGGUUAUUCGCCCCCCACUCAUGCUGGAGAAGCUUGUGUGCCAACCACUACGAGACCCUAACAGCUUCCUGGUGAUCCAUCUCACUGACUUCCAGUGUGUCUCCAGUGCCUUCAUUGUGCACUGCCCCAGUGCUACAGACUGUGCCCAAUGGCUAAAGAAGACCCAGCAGGCCCAGGCCACGCUGCAAAAGCUGAAGGCAGAGGAGUAUGUCCAACAGAAGAGGGAGCUCCUGGCUCUCUAUCGGGACCAGGACCAGGACCAGGACCAGGAGUCCUCAGGCACCAGGCCCUCCUCGCCUUCCCCGCCUUCCCCGGAGGGCUCUCAGAGCAGCGCAGAGGGGAGGACUCCUGAGUUUUCAACCAUCAUCCCCCAACUGGUGGUGACAGAAGACACAGAUGAAGACUCUCCCUCGGUCCCAGAUGAUACCUCAGACUCUGGCUACGGCACCCUGAUCUCAGGCUCCCCCAAGGGGCCCCACUAUGUGAGCCGUCUACGCCCACAGGCCCUUCGGCGUGACCCUCGCCUCACCUUCUCCACCCUGGACCUCCGAGAUGUUCCUUUGCGCCCUCGGCCUGCCAACCCCCAAGCUCCCCAACGCCGAAGCGCCCCUGAACUGCCAAGGCAAGUUAUCCGAAGAGGAAGCAGCCUUCCCAGGGGAGAUACACCAACCUGGUCUGAAGAAGAAGAUGGGACCUCAGUGGGCGGGAAUGUGGUAGUGGAAACCUUGCAUAGGGCGCAACUCUGGGGACAGCACCCUCCAUCCCCAACCCACACUGACUCUGCUGGGGAAAGCCCCUGGGAGUCCUCAGGGGAUGAGGAAGAAGUGUCCCACUUUGUGGGACCUGACUGCACCCCCUCCCCCCGCCCUCUCCGGGCUGAGGAUAUGCUCAGAGAGAUCCGGGAAGAACUGGCCAGCCAAAGGAUUGAGGGCCUCCAGGAGCCUGGGAACAGCAGGCCUCGGAAGCUGACCCGAGGCCAACUGCAGAGGAUGCGUGGGCCCUACAUCAUACAACUGGACACCCCCCUGUCCACAUCAGAGGUGUGAGGAACGCUCAGGACCUUUGGCAUUUCUCCCCAGAGGAAAUCUCUGCCCCCAAGAGUGCUGGUCACCACCCCACCCCUGGACUCUACCUCAAGGACCACACUCCCCAGUAAGAAGCCUGGCUCAGGCUCUCCGCCUCUUCUGCUCUGAGAGCUUUGGGGUCAAGUGCUGUACAUUUUUGUACCACAGACCGGCCAGAGCUCCCCAUAAAGUUGUGCAUAAAAAUGA